UGUGCACACGUGUUUUGAACUUGACGUUUUUGACAGCUGUUUGUUUUCAAAAUUCCGGUUAAUUUUGCACGCGAGAAUUGUUUUUAGGUGUUUUUCUUAGUUUUUACUUGGUGAAAAUGACUGAAGGCAAGCCAAGAUUGUACAUGAAGGAGUACAAAGUUGAUCCUGAUGCCAAUGACUACGGAUUUGACGAUGAUACUUGGAAUUUUGAGAAGUUCAAAGAGAAAUUCCGCAUCAAUAUUGUGAGCUACAAGAACAUGGACAUGGAAUUUGAUGUAAUUGGAAUGCAUCCGGCUAUUGUUAAUGCAUUUCGUCGAAUAAUGCUCAGUGAGAUUCCUACAAUGGCCAUUGAAAAGGUUUACAUCUACAACAAUACGUCAAUCAUCCAGGAUGAAGUUCUGGCCCAUCGUCUGGGAUUGAUUCCUCUGCGAGCAGAUGCCCGACUCUUUGAAUAUAAAGCCGACGAGGGUGAUGAGGGCACGGAAAAUGAUACGCUGGAAUAUGAGCUGAAAUUCAAGUACACAAAGAAGGGAAAGGAUGGCCAUAAAGAUGCACAGACGGAUAACUACAUCAAAAACACCAGCGUGUAUUCAAAUCAGAUAAAAUGGUUGCCCAAGGGACGACAGGCGUCCCUGUACAAGGAAAUUGACGUUGGUCCCAUUCACGACGACAUCCUCAUUGCACGCAUGCGACCAGGCCAUGAGUUGGAUCUGAAAUUGGUGGCUGUCAAGGGCAUUGGGCAAGAUCAUGCCAAAUUUUCACCCGUAGCCACAGCCUACUAUCGUCUACUUCCGGAAAUCAAGCUCAAUCGAACGGUGAGUGGAUGCGAUGCCAGAUUGCUGAAGCAGUGCUUCUCGCCGGGAGUCAUUGAGAUUGAUGAUCAACAGAGGGCUUACGUGAAGAAUGCCAGGUACGAUUCCAACAGCCGCAAUGUCUACCGGUAUCCGCAUCUCAGUGAUGCCGUAACAAUGUCUCGAGUUCAGAAUCAUUUUAUCUUCAACGUCGAAUCCGUGGGAUCGCUGAAGCCUGACGAGAUCUUCAUAGAAGCCGUUAAAUGUCUCAAGAGGAAGUGUAGAGUGUUCCUGGAUGAAAUAUCAGAAGAUAAAUAAAUUUAUUAAUUCACUAA
This is a messenger RNA of Phlebotomus papatasi, 1126 nucleotides long. It is a transcript of the gene Polr1C, whose product is annotated as DNA-directed RNA polymerases I and III subunit RPAC1. The record is from RefSeq and is a predicted model, not a curated record. Bases 117 to 1109 code for a protein of 330 amino acids. Gene Ontology annotation, cellular component: RNA polymerase III complex; RNA polymerase I complex. Lineage: Eukaryota; Metazoa; Arthropoda; Insecta; Diptera; Psychodidae. Gene Ontology annotation, biological process: DNA-templated transcription. Gene Ontology annotation, molecular function: DNA binding; protein dimerization activity. The transcript has 2 exons.